This is a messenger RNA of Nilaparvata lugens (brown planthopper), 3278 nucleotides long. Its product is annotated as epidermal retinol dehydrogenase 2. The record is from RefSeq and is a predicted model, not a curated record. The transcript is spliced from 8 exons. Gene Ontology annotation, molecular function: oxidoreductase activity, acting on the CH-OH group of donors, NAD or NADP as acceptor. Lineage: Eukaryota; Metazoa; Arthropoda; Insecta; Hemiptera; Delphacidae. The coding region runs from base 205 to 1170 and encodes 321 amino acids. Gene Ontology annotation, cellular component: lipid droplet.
UUAUAUUGAAGUCGGGAAUGCAACAUUUUGAGAUUUUGAGGUUGAUUCUUGAGUCUUGAGUCUCUGCUUGGAAAGUCCAAAGUCGUGUUUGCUGUUUUUUCAGAGUGUGAUUUUGUUUUAGGAAUCUUCUUUUUAUUUUAUCUAUUGAGUGUUAUAAUACUUCACAAGUGUUAUUCAUUAUCACUUUCACAAUUCAUCGCAGAAAUGGCUGAUAGUUCUAACGCUUCAAACUCAAGACAAAACAAUGACAUUCUGAUGAAGAUCUACUUCGUUUCAAUUUUACUUUUGGACGUUUCGAUUCUUCUCGUCAAGAUCAUGUUUGGAAUAAUUGAAUCGAUUUACUUGAAGUUUGUGCCGCCUCCAGAAAAGUCGGUUACGGGCGAAAUUAUUGCUAUCUCUGGUUCGGGCCACGGCAUUGGCAGAGAGCUGGCGUUGCAGUUUGCUUCGCUCGGAGCCACCAUUGUCUGCAUCGACAUCAAUGAGCCCAACAACAAGGAGACUGUCAAAAUGAUCUCCGAGCGCGGAUAUCCAACCGCACACAGCUUCAUUUGUGACGUAUCCAGCCGAGAAAAUGUGUUGGCUUUGGGCAAAGAAAUCAAAGAAAAGGUCGGUGAUGUGACUAUUCUCAUAAACAAUGCGGGAAUAAUGCCAUGCCACCCUUUCCAGAGCCACAGUGAACAAGAAAUCAAAAAGAUGUUCGACAUCAAUGUGUUCGCACAUUUCUGGAUGUUGGAAGUGUUCUUGCCUUCUAUGAUUGAAAAGAACCAUGGCCAUAUUGUUGGCAUCUCAUCCAUGGCUGGGAUUUUGGGACUCAAAAAUCUUGUACCAUACUGUGCUUCAAAGUUCGCUGUUAGAGGUAUGUUGGAAGCAUUAGCUGAGGAACUACGCGAGGAUCCUAGAAAUUUGCAGAUUAAGUUUACUGGAAUUUUCCCGUACAUGGUAGACACAGGACUCUGCAAAAGGCCGAAAGUCAGGUUUCCGUCACUUCUCGGAUUGGUUCCACCACCAGAGGCAGCUCGGCAAAUUGUCACAGCCGUCAGACGUGAAUCCUUGGAAGUGUCCAUACCAAGUCAUCUGCUCUUUGUUAACAACUUGUUCAGAUUGUUCCCUGUGAAAGUGUGCAGACUAAUGAAGGAUUUCCUAGACAGUGGCUGCGAAUCUCAUGAUUGAAUGAAUCACUGUUAGAAACACAUAGAAGACGCACCUUCUUGCCUUUGACACUUCCUUCCCAGUCAAUUCGGUCAGCAAUAAUAUCUACUUUGUGAAGACUGUACUGAGGCCUAUUACUUUAUUUUUUGAGGGAGUUUUGAGAGUUCCGAGUAUUCAAUUUCUGGAAGUUCGAUAAGUGGUAGUGUUUCGUUUGCUAUAUUCGUACAAAAAUAGUGAGCGAGUUGUUAUUUGUUUGUUACCAAUGAAAUCAAACUGGAAGAGUGUUUAUAUUUUUUCCUGAUUCCAUUCAUCCCGAAAAGUGGAAUGGAUUUUGGAAAAAUUAAAUUUGUAGUUUUCUUCUGAUAUAUUUUGAUUGUGCCAGAAUAUUAAUCAACUUAUUGCCUAGGCUAAUAGAAUUAGUUAAUUACUCAUUUACCGCUUGUGCCUGCAUUUUUGAUAGCUAUCAAUGCUUUUCAGUAGUUAUCAAAGACGUGUGCUCUUUUUGGAUGUCUGAAUGUCAUUGAACUUGGAAUGAUAUUUUACAAUCAAUGAUAUUAGAUUUAACAAGAAUUUCAAGCGCUCAAAUUGUAGUUUCCAUAAUAUAAUCAUAUUGUAUAUUUUUCUCUGUUGGCUUUCCACGGUUCAUUUUUGACUAUCAAAAUACUAGACCUUUGAAAUUUUAUCUUCUGUAUUAGAUUUUAUCGUCUACUCACUAUUCAAACUACAUAAAAUGAUAUUAUUGAAUACUAUCUAAUUAAUGGAAUAUAUUUGACUUACUAUGAGGUAUAAUCUUUCAUAGAACUCUAAAAAAUUGAAGCAAUAUUUUUAGCAUAGUACUUGGUUUUUCAGAAAUUGAAAAAUCGCAACAUUCUAUAGCUUUUAUUAUACUAUCACUAUUGUUUCAUUAUUUCAUUUAUUCUACUAUAAUUACUCUCUGAAAAUACCUGUAAUUUUUGUUAAGGCUACUCUACUGUCAAACUCAUCAUCAAAAUCAUCACAUUUAUUACGUCUUUUAUUAUAGAUUUUGGAUAUGGUAGAUUUUUGAAAUCUCUAGUUUCCUAAAUUUUACUUGAAUAUGAUAUUAAAAUUAGAAUAGGUCUAUAUUUCAAAAAUGUUUACGUGUUAUUAAACAUAAUCUCCAUCACAUAAUUAUAUUAUAACUACUUACUACUUCGAUAUUCUACUGGAUUCAUCACAUUAGUCUAUUAUUGCUAUUGUCUAGAUUUAGUGUUAGUUCCUUGACUUAUUGCAGUGUAGAAGUUUUAGACCUUUAUUAUUUAAAUUCAGUGUUAGCGAACUAAAACAAAUGGUUUGCGUGCUUGAUUUCUCGAUCAACUUGAUCUGUCAUGUACAAUGAAUAACAAAUUUUCUUUUUUUAGAAAGACGUUAUUUUUCAAAUGUCACAAAACUAUUAUUUUAUCAUUUUUACUGAGACACCCUUUUGUCCAUAUUUCCAAGCUCAUUAGUUUAUGCAUAUGAUUGUUGAUAAUUGUGCCUGAAAACUAUAAGUAUAAGGUCCUAGUUGUAUGGUAUUUGUGAUACUUAACAAAAUUUAAGUUUUUGGGUUCAUAUAGCAAAUACUUAAUAACAUAAAUAGAGCUCCAAUAAAAUCCAAGAUGCUUGUAGUUGUGUGAUUUAAGUAAGCAUAAUGUGUAAGUGUUCGUUAGCGGACAAGAAAAUAACCAAAGCUUUGUUUUAUCUUGCCUGUAUUAAUAUACUUCGAAGUAGAGAUUAAAAUUGAAAUGUUUAUCAUGUUAUCGGUAUAGAUUGCUUGCAUCUUUAAUGUUUAUACCAUCAGAACACAGUUUGACUUAUAUUCCUUAAAUUUAAUCUUUUGAUUUUGUAAUAUUUAAUUAGUCUUCUCAUAUUUGUUUAAAUCCUAUUCAGGAAGAGGAGAUUGUUGAAUUUCAUAGCAUAGCCUAUUUUAUAUAACUGAAAAUUUAACAGAUUAUUGUAAUUGACAAUAUUUUUAUCAACAUUGUUUUAUUCUCGUUAUUUGUAGUUUCUAGAUUCGUGUGAUAAAUAUUGCGUGAUUAAUACUUCGAUGCAUAUUUUUGUAAGUUGAAGGUUUGUUAGCAGUUUCAAUGUAAUUUUUGUAGUCUGAAAAUAUAUUUUUAACAAUGCAAAAA